CUCACUUCAAAUGACCGGUUCUUUUAUUGUGUUCAUUCACUUAAUGAAAGCGUUUGAAACCAUCGUAUGACUUUCUGUCUCAAUAUUUACAAAUAAAUGAACGAUCUCCCGCCAAAUUUUGAAAAGUGAUUUUUAUUUUUUGCUCAUCAUGACCGACCAUGCUUCGGCCUCAACCAAAUUGACAAUUGAUAACAGCGGCGGUGUUGAGUCAUGGAUUUCACAACUUGAGAAGUGCAAAUUGCUGUCAAUAUACGACCUUUCGAGUUUGUGCAGUUCAGCUAAACAGGUUCUGAUUCAAGAGCCGACUUUGAAACAUGUAAGCAGUCCUGUUACGGUUUGUGGCGACAUCCACGGUCAACAGCCUGAUUUGAAAGAAUUGUUCCAGAUAGCUGGAAAUAUUCCGGAUACUAACUUUCUGUUCAUGGGUGAUUAUGUAGACAGAGGUUUCUACUCUAUAGAAACAGUCUGUUGGUUGCUAGCCCUUAAGAUCCGUUAUCCUUGUCGGGUUACUAUUCUACGCGGCAACCAUGAAUGUCGAAACGUCACACAAGUGUAUGGAUUCUAUGAUGAAUGUCUAAAUAAGUACACAAGCAUGGGAAGCAAAGUUUGGUCUCUGUUGACAGAUGUUUUCGAUUAUCUUCCUCUCUUGGCCGUGAUAGAUAACGAUAUCAUUUGCAUGCAUGGAGGUCUAUCGCCUAGCUUACCGCAUCUGAACAGUCUGAAUACCAUCGAUAGGUUCCAGGAAACUCCUCACGAGGGUCCCAUGGCCGACAUCAUGUGGUCAGAUCCGGAGGAGAUUACCGGAUGGGGCUUGUCGGGCAGAGGUUGUGGAUACCUUUGGGGCAGAGACAUUACCUCUAAUUUUGUCCACUCGAACCAGCUCAAAUUCGUUUGCCGAGCGCACCAGUUAGUGAUGGACGGUUACACGUGGUGUCAUGAUAAACAAGUAUUGACUGUUUUUAGUGCUCCCAAUUAUUGCUACAGAUGCGGCAACCAGGCAGCUUUUAUGAAUGUACACAGCACAGAUGAACUCCAACUGCUCCAAUUUGACGCCGUCUCAAGGCCAAAUGCGUCCGAAGACAACACUCGUCGCCCUGACUAUUUCCUAUGAAACCCAUAAAAUGCAAACAUCCUUAUGACAACAAUUCGAAUUUGAUACGACUCUCUAGUCCUAGUUCAAAUAACACUUCUGAAUUCAAAUAAUUUCCUUUCAAUGUACAAAAAAGCAACUCAGCCUACUUGAUAUAAUUAGUUCGCCUACAAAGUUCGCAACGAAA
Messenger RNA from Symsagittifera roscoffensis, 1277 nucleotides. RefSeq names its product serine/threonine-protein phosphatase 2A catalytic subunit beta isoform-like. The record is from RefSeq and is a predicted model, not a curated record. The transcript has a single exon. The coding region runs from base 149 to 1111 and encodes 320 amino acids. Gene Ontology annotation, biological process: mitotic cell cycle. Gene Ontology annotation, cellular component: cytosol. Gene Ontology annotation, molecular function: protein serine/threonine phosphatase activity. Lineage: Eukaryota; Metazoa; Xenacoelomorpha; Acoela; Convolutidae.